AUGCCGGCCGCUUUUUCGUGCCUCCUCCCUGGCGGUCUCCAGCGCACCACGAACCGCUGGGACAUCACUAGCGCGACCGAUGGCUUUUUUGCGCGCAUGUCCGGCGCGCUCGACAUCAGCAUUGAGAGGGAACUGAGACUGAUGGCUGUCGAGACGCCGGUGCCCGUCGGGGGCGGCGCCGCAUGGAAGCUCGUUGAGAUGGUCACGAGCGGGUGCGCGAUGGGGAUGCUGGUCACCAUGCGCAAAUGUGUGGAGUCCGAGUGGCGUGAUGAGCACACAAACCUGGAUUUUAGGUCGAAGGACCAGCUGGUGGAGCUGCUCGACCUUCCAAACUCGAUAUAUGCCCUUGAUAUGCGGGAAGUUAACAGUCUCUUUAUCCUCGCUGCCGUCUCUGCCUUGUGGAGCCACCGCCACUGGGGUUGCGGCCCCAAGAAUGCGGCCAACUACUGCCUCGAGGACCUGGUGAACACUGACCAAGUCAAACCAGCCGCUCCAGGCCCACCCGCCGUGGUCCAUAACGGUGCCGCUCUCGAUGGUCGCCCGGGCCAUGCCCUCUGCAAUGUCCUCGGGCAGCGUCCCGUCCAAGGACGCCGGGACCCCCGUGGCUAG
Molecule: messenger RNA, 609 nt
Organism: Pyricularia grisea
Lineage: Eukaryota; Fungi; Ascomycota; Sordariomycetes; Magnaporthales; Pyriculariaceae
Exons: 2
Coding region: 1-609 (202 amino acids)
Source: RefSeq, a predicted model, not a curated record